Molecule: messenger RNA, 591 nt
Organism: Brassica rapa (field mustard)
Lineage: Eukaryota; Viridiplantae; Streptophyta; Magnoliopsida; Brassicales; Brassicaceae
Product: gibberellin-regulated protein 3
Source: RefSeq, a predicted model, not a curated record
GAAGUUACCAUACACAUAUAGCCGAAAUACAAUAUAGAAGAGAAUUGAAAAUAGUUUUGUAUCCUGCUUUGUCGAAAUUGCAUGCUUUUCAGAUAUGGCAAUCUUUCGGACGACACUGCUUAUGUUGCUUAUCCUUGUCUGCCUUACCACAUAUGAGCUUCAUGUUCACGCUGCUGAAGGUGCAGAAGGCAGUGAAGGUGCUGUUAAAAUCGAUUGCAAUGGGAGAUGCAAAGGGAGAUGCAGCAAAUCGUCCAGGCCGAAUCUUUGCUUGAGAGCAUGCAACAGCUGUUGUUCCCGAUGCAACUGUGUACCACCUGGCACACAUGGAAACCAUCAUCUAUGCCCUUGCUACGCCUCCAUUACCACUCGCGGUGGCCGCCUCAAGUGCCCUUGAAUCUAUGCACAGAUGUAUGCGGAAUUGUGCGAUGUUAUGUUGUUGAAUAAUAUAGACACUAGUGCUACCUUUUGAAUCGAUAUUUUACUGUUGUAAUCUCUAGAGUUCCUAUAUGCUGCAUUAACUGGUGCAGAAUCUAGAGCUACUUAAAUCCUUUAUAAAAAAAAAAAUCUAGAGCUACUUAAGUUUCAAAAUUA